CUGAUGGGACUCAAUGUUAUCUACUGUACAUGUGUGAGUGUCAUGAUGACGCUUGCUGUAAUUACUUCUUUAUUGGCGGUUUUUCUAGUGGGAUUGUAUUCUACCAAUGCAAAUGAUCAAAGUGUUGAAAACAACAGACCAAUUAUUGGAGUUUUAGCUGAAACCCUUCCUGCCAAACGGUCUCAGUAUGGGCAAUAUUACAUUGCAGCAUCCUAUGUGAAAUUCAUUGAAUCUGCAGGUGGACGUGUUGUGCCCAUAUUCCCCAAUGCUACAUCUGAUGACAUACUGAAGAUAUUUAAUUACAUCAAUGGUGUACUGUUUCCUGGAGGUGGUGUGAGUCUUACUGAAUCUGGAUAUGCAAAGAAUGGGAAGCUCUUCUAUGAACUAUCUGUUAAGGCAUUUGAUGAAGGUGUUACAUUUCCAGUCCUUGGAACUUGCCUUGGUUUUGAGUUGCUCAAUGUCAUAACAAGUGAUGACAAAGUUGUACUUUCUCAUGUUGAUGCUGAGAAUCUUCCUACUCCAUUAAUUUUUGCUGAAGGUUUCAAGGAGAGCAGAAUGUUUUCAAAUGCUCCUGAACACCUACUUAAGAGUAUUCAAGAUUCUAGCAUCACUAUGAACAACCAUCACUGGGGUGUUACACCAGAGAACUUCCAGAACAACAAAAAUAUUUCAUCSUUUUACAAUGUCAUUUCCACAAAUAAAGACAGAGAAGGAAAGAUAUUUGUCUCAACCAUUGAAGGUAAACGUUAUCCUAUAUAUGGUCUUCAGUGGCAUCCAGAAAAGAACCAGUUUGAAUGGUCCCCAAGAGAAAGUAUCCCUCAUUCCCCUGAAGCUAUUGAACUGGGACAGUACAUAGCAAACUUUAUUGUAGGCCAGGCUCGUUUAAAUAAUCAUAAGUUUCCAAGUCCUGAAGAAGAAGCAGCCGCAUUAAUCUACAACUACAAUCCAAUGUACACUGGAAGUUUCUCCAACUUCACGCAGAUGUACUUCUUCUAAAUAAGCCUGGCAUUGAAACAUUUAUUUUGCACAAGGAAUUUUUAUAUAUAGUGUAAUAGGAGAAGUUUUUUACGAGAUGUUUUUGGCCCAACUUCAAUUUGCAUGAUGGAAGCAAAUAUAACCAUUGAAAUGAGCACUGAGCUUGGUCUUGCAUUUCCAAGCCCAUCGCACAUGAGAACAUUACAUUUUCUUGGAGAGCAACAUGAUUGGAUUAUAAACACACUUUGUGAUUUUUUCUAAAAUCUUUAAUUAYCUAUGUUAAGUAUGAUAUAUAUUUUAGCUAAUAUAAUUUGACUUGAAAGAUCCUACYGUUGAGCUGAUUUACGAAAAAUAGGUGAUUGCAUAGAUUUAGUUUAUAGUACUUUAGUGUCAAAAACUGUAUUUUAGAAAAUAUAUUACAUUACUCUACAACCUGGGGCAAUGKUCAAUAUUGGUUUUUAUUAUAUGACCGUGCAACUAGGAGUCUGGGUGCCAGCAAAUGGAGGCAUUUGAUUGGCCGAAUUCUAUUCGAAUUCUAUAUUUUCCUAGGUAGACCRGUCCGAGACCUAAAUACUGAAAGAAAAUGUUAUUUAGAUGUUGCAAGACAUUUAGACACUGUAACAAGUGUCGUACAAUGUAAUUCUUGAAUGUUUACUCAAACACUGAAGCUAUUAGCUAUUAGUGUUUUUGUCUUAUGUCAAUGCAAACUCCUCCAUCUUCAAGAUGGUUUCUUCAAGAUACAUCCAAGUCAUAAAUAAUUUAGAACUGAGUGUUAUUAGAGAAAAUAUAUUAGAGUUGGCAAGACACAGCUUUGUGGCAUUAAUGAUAAGUGSUUUAUAGGCAUAUCACCUCAUUUUGCAUGCAAUUUUGCAUUACAACAAAAACAAAAUUGCAACAACAAAAAGUGAAAUAAUAUAAAACACAUAACAGUAGGUGGUGAAAUAGUUAAUAUUAUUGCAAAAAUUCUUCAGUUUUCAGAAUUUAGUGAUCUUCUUUAUUAAAGAGGUUAUUGUAUG
Messenger RNA from Exaiptasia diaphana, 1991 nucleotides. RefSeq names its product gamma-glutamyl hydrolase. Gene Ontology annotation, cellular component: vacuole. The record is from RefSeq and is a predicted model, not a curated record. The transcript has 9 exons. Gene Ontology annotation, biological process: tetrahydrofolylpolyglutamate metabolic process. Bases 4 to 996 code for a protein of 330 amino acids. NCBI's taxonomy places the organism in Eukaryota, Metazoa, Cnidaria, Anthozoa, Actiniaria, Aiptasiidae. Gene Ontology annotation, molecular function: gamma-glutamyl-peptidase activity.